Haliotis rufescens (red abalone) is the source of this 4368-nucleotide messenger RNA. RefSeq lists its product as uncharacterized. Gene Ontology annotation, molecular function: protein binding. The transcript is spliced from 20 exons. Bases 542 to 2824 code for a protein of 760 amino acids. Lineage: Eukaryota; Metazoa; Mollusca; Gastropoda; Lepetellida; Haliotidae. The record is from RefSeq and is a predicted model, not a curated record.
GGUCGGUCGGCUGCCAAGAACGCUGAUCGAAACUCUAUCAAUCUGAGCAAGUAAGGGGGAGUAUUUUGAGAACUCAUUGGCGUUUUAAUACGUUAGAGCGUCGUGAUAUAAAAAAUCGAAAACAAACAGUCGGUGGAUUAAUCAAGAGGACAAACUAUUUUCUUAUUGACACAAGACGUCCUAAUCGUCGUUUCAGUUCAGGCAAUGCGGUUUCGUUCAAGUUCUGACGGUUUUGGUGAUUGUGGAAACUUAUGAAGAAGUUAUUGAUCGCUUGCACGGAAGGUUUUUCACUUUUUUCACGUGCAAGGUAGUUUCUUGGAAGACAGAUUGAAGAAACCGGUGUGCGGGAACGAUUUUUCUCUGCGGUCUGAAGGAUAAGUCUAAAGUUACAAGUUCUGCCAGUGUGGGGUAUCGGCGAAUGUGAUUCGGGGUUUGUUCUCCGGAGAUUUUCUUGAGUGGGAAUUCUUGUUAUGCAACGUCGUUGUUUGUGGCAACAGCUGAUACGUUAGGUUGUUGUGUGGACAACACUACCUCUUUCACAAUGGAUAACCGAGCGCGGGAUUUUGCCAGGCUCAAUUUCUCAAGAUCGAUCCCUCGCUUCAGCAGGUGCUCGCCGACAGAGGUCGCUACAACCCUGAUGUUGAUGUCCGAGCUUGACGAAAAAGAUGCGAUUAGACUCCUAAAAUCGUCUGCUGGGAUCUACUCUGAUCACUUUUUCUCAAUGGAGGAGUCUAUCGAGGAUGCUGUCCGGGACGUGAAUCCCGACCGAGUGCUGUCCCUCAUUUCGCCGACCAGCUAUGACAUCAACUCCAACCUGCAGCUGGCCUUGCCGCCGGAUUUAUUCUUCACAGCAGUGGAUGGCGUCACUGCCAAGCCGAAGGAAUACCGCUGUGCCGCUCAGAUGGUGUACCUUCUCCGCAACAUCGGAGCAAAGAUCAAUGUGCAGGAUGGGAACGGAGACACGCCGUUGUUGAAGUACCUGAAGACUGGCAGCGUGCAGCCCGAUGUCGUGGAGGCCUUCCUCCGAUGUAAUGCUGAUGUCUACCUGUCCAACAAGGUAGGCGAGUACCCCCUGGAAGUGGUGACAGUGUGUCCUGACAUCCCCAAGUCGGUCAAAGACGUCUUCAUGAAAUAUGUGCCUGGAAUCUGGGAGGCUGUGGAGGGGGAUGACGCCAUGAAUGUCCGGAAGCUCAUCAACCAGUGGUGUCGUGUGGACAUUGAAAAGAAUGGGAAGAGUUUGCUGCAGCUGUCUCUGGACAUCGGGACUGAGAGCAUCAUCCGAGUCAUCAGCGGGAUCCGGCCCUCCAUGGAGUUUGCCCACGGGGUGCUGGCUGGGGACACUCUGACUGUGAAGAAACUGCUGUCCACCAGGAAAAAACACAUCAACCUUAACUUCAGAAACAUGGGUGACCGCGGUGCCACGCCCCUCCUCUAUGCACUGGUCCAGGGCCACAGCGACAUGGUGCAGGUCCUGCAGGACCACGGAGCUCGGGUCGACCUCGGCAUGCGAGGCGAUGAGGAGACGGACAUUCCACUGUACUUUGCUGCCUUGGGUUGUGACCCUCCGAUCUGCCCCAGCCUGUUGAUACAGAUCCUGCCCCUAGGACCCAUCAGUAUAGACAAUCUCUUCUAUAAGGGCAAGAACGUGUUGUUCCACUGCAUCGACAUGGAUGUGCGGCCGGAGGUCGUGGAGGGCAUCCUCAUGAAGGGCUCAGCGUAUCUCGUCACACAGAGGAUCAAGGACAACAUCACACCAAGACAAUAUGCCUACCAGAUGUCGUGUGACCCCAUCGCAGAGGUCAUGGAUAAGAUUGUUCUUCGGUGGAUAUUUCAUGAAAACGGUCCCAAUAGGAAGAUCCUGGCUCUCCAUGGCUACGAAUACCUGCCCAUGGCUGUGAAGGAUCUGUCCCAUGCAGACUCUGAAGAAUCCCCCGGUGACGCCUUCUUUAGAAUACUUCCGAUAUACCAGCACCGGAUUGUACAGUUCCACGAGUCAGUCGAGGACUGCGACGUGGAUGCUGUCCGCAUGCUGCUAUACUUCUCAUCACCGGACUACAACCCAGAGUUUGAGUGCUGCCUAGCGGACUCACGCACACAUGGUGAGGGACAACCUCCACUCCACAAGGCUGUACUUCGAGGCUGCUACGAAAUUGUGGAAUUACUGGCGGAGACUCUGGUAUACGAGAAGAAGACCAGGCUGGACUCCAUCAGGGAUCAGUCUUUCAGAACAGCUCUACACUAUGCAUAUGCCAUGGAGAAUGGCAAGGAACUGGUGGACUUGCUGCUGGACUACGGAGCGUCUGAGUUCACCAUGGACAAGGAAGGACGGUCCCCCUUGGCUUUCAAAGAUCGCCGAGGCCAGCAUCUCAUGGAAGCUUUACUGGGCUACCAGUUACUGCAGGAUUUUACUACUCCAGAACCAGACCCUUUUGCAGUCUCCAUGCCAAUCCCCAUCAUCGGGUACCUCCUCAACUGCACGCACACCCAUCACCGCCCCAGCCAGCUCACCCACAAGCUCGCUGCACUUCCAAGUUCCACCACUCCGCGCCGACGCUCACUUCCUGAUGCAAAGAUCAACAAGGUGAUCAGCAAGUCUGCCACCAUAGCGUCUCACAUCGCCAGUCUGCCCGACACAGUGAAGGCCAAGCUGGCCACGAGGGCUUACAAUAAGUGCUCCGCGCUCCCCAGGGAGUACAACCCCUUACCGACGGAUGACUUCGACAGGUACGACUUUGAAGAGGAGGGAUUCGAGACAGGGGGUGAAAAUGAUGACUUGCUUCAUGAACGAGAAAUCAAGAAGUCCUCUUCCUGUGUUGUGCAGUGAUAACAUGGUGUAGGGUUACUUGGCCAGAGCAAUUCCUUUAUUUGUUUUACAGAGUUUCUUGGUCAAUAUGAUCACGUGGUAAAAGGCAAAAUUAUGAUAUAUGUGAAAUGUUUCAUUGAUUUGAAGUUAAAAAGUUUAAGCAAAACCAACUUUAAAUUGAGUUUUUAUGGAAUAAGAAAAUGUGUUUAAGAAAAUGCAUUUUUUAUAUCAAAUGCAUCAUUUACGUAAAAUACUUGUUUUGUAAAUGUUAGGCUUGUAUCAAAGAAAUAACUUUUUUUUAAUAUUUUGUAUUAGGGGUGAAACGAUACAGAAGGUUAUGAUACGAUAUAUAUCACGAUACACAUAUUUAUGUCAUAGCGCAUGGAAACUUCUUGACAAUAAAUAUUUCAGAGCAGGUUCAAAAGGAAAAGCACAUGUUCGUAAUGGCUUUUUUUUAGUAGUGAACUUAAAACGCUAAUUACAACAUUUUCCUAUAUCUGACUGAUAAAAACGCCAGGGGUCAUUAAACGAGUAGUAAGUAAUUUAUUUCAGCAAGUGUAUGUCUUGUAUCGAUACAGAGAAAAAAGGUAUCGUGUAUCGUAUCAAUGCACCAGUGCACCGAUGUAUCGUUUCACCCAUAUUUGGUAUCCUUGGUGAAAGUACUGAUAUGCAUGAUGAGUCACUGUCAGGACUGCGCGGGAAUGUAUACACUAUGUUCUUCUGUCACCCACGCACACAUACAUCAAAGGUGACGUCGUAGUCAUGUGUCUAUUUUGCAUAACUCCUUCAAUGAGUCAGUUUAUGAUUCACUGUAAAAUGGAUGGGAGUGUGUUCUGCAAUGUGAUUGGUUGAAAAACAUUGUAAAAUGGGGUUAAAAAUAAACUUUUCGACAAUUGCAUGCUCUAUAACACCCCCCAAUCAUAAAACACAUACUGUUUAUACCCUAUUUGAAGGUUACUCUGUGCAUGAAUUUUGUCUGAACCCUACCGUUAAAGCAAUGUUAAGGGCACACAGACACAAGGUUAUUGUUCAGAGCACACAGACACAAGGUUAUUGUUCAGAGCACACAGACACAAGGUUAUUGUUCAGAGCACACAGAUACAAGGUUAUUGUUCACAGCACACAGACACAAGGUUAUUGUUCAGAGCACACAGACACAAGGUUAUUGUUCACAGCACACAGAUACAAGGUUAUUGUUCAGAGCACACAGACACAAGGUUAUUGUUCAGAGCACACAGACACAAGGUUAUUGUUCAGAGCACACAGAUACAAGGUUAUUGUUCAGAGCACACAGACAAAAGGUUAUUGUUCAGAGCACACAGACACAAGGUUAUUGUUCAGAGCACACAGAAAAAAGGUUAUUGUUCAGAGCACACAGACGCAAGGUUAUUGCACAUGUUGCGCACGGAUGUAUAUUUAUCACAUGCGUGUGUUUCCAUGGAUGAUGGUUGGUUGGUUGGUUUGUUGUUUAACGCCGCGCUCAGCAAUAUUCCAGCUAUAUGACAGCGGUCUGUAAAUAAUCGAGUCUGGACCAGACAAUCCAGUGAUUAGUAUCAUGAGCAUCA